AAUCGUUGUUUCGAAAAGUGCAUCGUAUCGUGUUGUGUUGUGUUGUGUUAGGUCGUGUGUUCCCCAAAAGAUAGGAAAAGCAGAGCAAAGAUAAGGAAGAAGCAUCAGGUAUUAACGUGCGUCUCCUUACGAGUUGUGUUCUGCGACAAAAUCGAUUAAAAUAGUUUGAAUUGGAAUUGGGUAUAGAAAAUUAGGAUUAGGUUUAGAAUCAGAAUUAGGGAUUGUUGAAUUUUGUGUGAAGAUAUGCAGAUAGAGGCAUCAUGGGGGAGGGUGGAUCAAUGACUAAGCGCAGCAGCGGCAGCAACAGCCUUCUUCACAACCCUCUCGCUCUUCUUCUCCGAUCCUUCCACGGCAUGUCUUCCAUCGAAUACCGAUUCCGAUCGCCGUUCGAUUCCUAUGCCGUCGCUUGCGAGGCCUUUUCCGAACCUCACCCUCUUUGAUAUUUCACCUCUUAUCUUUCUCUCUCUCUAUCUCUUUCUCUCUCUCUAUAUCUAUCUAUCUUCGCGCCAUGGCCUCUUCCCACGCUAUCGAGAAAGACCCCACCUCCAGAUACGCUCGGUAUGAUGAAGUGCUGGGGAAAGGAGCCUUCAAGACUGUGUACAAAGCCUUUGACGAAGUAGAUGGAAUCGAGGUUGCAUGGAACAGGAUCAGCGCGGAGGACGUUGUGCAGACGCCGCUGCAGUUGGAGAAGUUAUACUCGGAGGUUCACUUGCUCAAGACCUUGAAGCACGACAAUGUCAUCAAGCUGUACAAUUAUUGGAUCGAUGAUAACACAGCCACUGUCAACAUGAUCACCGAGUUGUUCACCUCCGGGAGUUUGAGGCAGUACCGUAAGAAGCAUAAGAAUGUGGAUAUGAAAGCCAUUAAGAACUGGGCACGGCAGAUUCUCCGUGGCUUGUGUUUUCUGCACAGUCAGACUCCUCCUGUCAUUCACAGGGACCUGAAAUGUGACAAUAUUUUUGUCAAUGGGAAUAGUGGACUGGUUAAGAUCGGAGAUCUUGGAUUGGCAAUUGUUAUGCAACAACCUACUGCCCGUAGUGUCAUCGGUACACCGGAGUUCAUGGCCCCAGAGCUUUAUGAGGAGAACUACGAUGAACUUGUUGACAUAUAUUCCUUUGGUAUGUGCAUCUUGGAAAUGAUCACCUGCGAGUACCCAUACAGUGAAUGUAAAAAUCCAGCUCAGAUAUAUAAGAAAGUUACCUCUGGUAUAAAGCCUGCUGCUCUUGCUAAAGUAAAUGAUCCUGAAGUGAAGCAAUUCAUCGAGAAAUGUCUAGUUCCAGCGUCAGUGAGACUGUCGGCAUGUGAACUACUCAAAGACCCAUUCCUUGCGACUGAAAACGCAAAGGAGAUUAAUCUUGAUAUACUGCAGCUGCCUAAUAAUCCUCAUAUCAAAUUGAUGAAUCAACCAGUGUGCAAGCCUCAUCCCAUGGAGAUAGAUUUUAACUCCAGGCGUAGCUCACCAGGCUCGUCUGUGGGAAGAAUUGAGGAAAUUUCUCAGGUUUCAACUUUUGAUCUUGUGAAGAGGACUGAGAAUAACGAAUUUAGGCUAAGAGGGGAGAAAAAUGCUGAAAGUACAAUUUCACUUACACUGCGAAUUGCAGAUGCACGUGGUGGAGCAAGGAAUAUCCAUUUUCCAUUCUACAUCGAUUCUGAUACAGCAAUUUCCAUUGCUGAGGAGAUGGUGGAACAUCUGGAACUCACACAUGAGGAUGUAUCUGUCAUUGCAGAGCUAAUACAAGAUAUGAUUGUUAAGCUUGAGCCCAACUGGAAGCCUUUGUGUGAGAACCUCUCAUCUGGGACAGAUCAUUACAGGGCCCCUUCAGAAGUUCAGAAUGAACAGUUGAGCUGUCAUUGGCCAUUACAAUCAAGUGAUUACGAUAUGAAGACGAUGUAUGAGGAUCUAGUUCGUCAUGGGCCUGUGGAUGGAGGUUAUCAGGAGAAGCAAGAAUCUGUUAUGUCAGAUAUAUCAGCAGAGUGUGGGAUUACGAUUGCCUCAGAUUCUAAAGAUGUAGAACCUGACAUUUUUAUUUUUGAUGAAUUCUGGGAGGGGUUUGAUGUAUUCAAUUCCAAUUCAGAUGACAGGUUUAGUGGGCAAGAGGAUGGACAAAAGAAUCAUUCAGAGAACUCAGAAGGCUCUCUAAUCAAUUCAUGCUGCAGCCCAUCUAAAAACUUUGACAUGUCAAGCACUGGUUCUCUUAAUAUAGUUGACAAAGACCCUUCAGACGAUCUGCAGUUGGAGCUUGAAGCAAUAGAAACACAGUAUCAACAAUGCUUUCGUGAGCUUGUGAAGAUGAGGGAGGAAGCCAUAGAGAAUGCUAAAAGGAUGGAUAACAAGGAAGAAGAUACCGGUUACGUGAUGCAUUACGAUGAUUUUGUUUGAUUGUUUUUCUUUUUCUUUUUAAUAUUUUUUUGGCAUUCUUUAACAUCAUUCUAUUUCUGAUUGCUUGUACGUUUUGCUUUGAUGUUCUGAUUUUUUUGCUUGACGGGAUAUUAUUUUGUUGGGUAUGGGAUUAAUGGCUUGCAUAUGAUAGGCCGUGUUAAUUUUUAGAUACUAUUUGGAUGGUGACGAAGGAAAUAGAGCUAGUUUUUGAUUAAUUACUAUGUGAGUAUAUAAUAUCAUUUUUUUGAUUAA
Molecule: messenger RNA, 2632 nt
Organism: Vigna radiata var. radiata (mung bean)
Lineage: Eukaryota; Viridiplantae; Streptophyta; Magnoliopsida; Fabales; Fabaceae
Product: serine/threonine-protein kinase WNK8-like
Biological process (GO): protein phosphorylation; intracellular signal transduction
Cellular component (GO): cytoplasm
Molecular function (GO): ATP binding; protein serine/threonine kinase activity
Source: RefSeq, a predicted model, not a curated record